CUUCAUUGCAUUUGACACCCCAUUUCUACUAACUCCGUAAGUACUUGUCUCUCUCUUUCGUUAGCUCCCACUUCUCACUCAUUGGCUAUGUAGUCUUGAUUUUGAUAUUCUCGUUGGCUAGAAAAAUAUGGAGUUGGAUCUGGAUCGUGACCAAGUCACACUGAUAGGAUGCACUAUAUGUCUUAUGCUGACUAUGCAUUUCAGCAUACGGCUAGUGACACAACAUUUUACAUCAUGGAAGAAGCCUAAAGAGCAAAAGGCCAUAAUUAUUAUCAUCCUCAUGGCACCCUUGUAUGCUAUUGACUCCUAUAUUGGGUUGAUCGAUUUCAUGGGAAGCAAACCCUUUUUCACUUUCUUGGAAUCUGUCAAAGAAUGUUAUGAAGCAAUUGUGAUGGCUAAGUUCCUGGGGUUGAUGUACACUUACUUGAACAUAUCCAUAAGCAAAAACAUAGUCCCUGAUGAAAUUAAGGGAAGACAGAUUCACCAUUCAUUCCCUAUGACACUCUUCCAGCCUCACACAGCUCAUUUGAACCAUCACACAUUGAAGCUUCUCAAGAACUGGACAUGGCAGUUUGUUGUGAUUCGCCCUGUAUUAUCCAUCUUAAUGAUUGUUUUACAAAUGUUUGGAGUGUACCCUAGUUGGCUUAGCUGGACCUUUACCAUCAUCUUGAACACAUCCGUUUCACUGGCUUUGUAUUCUCUUGUGAUUUUCUACCACGUGUUUGCAAAAGAGUUGGCACCUCACAAGCCGCUAGCCAAGUUCCUGUGUGUCAAAGGAAUUGUCUUUUUCGUUUUCUGGCAGGGUAUUCUGCUUAAUAUUCUGGUAGCACUAGGCAUAAUCAAAUCUCACCAUUUCUGGCUUAAGGUGGAGCGCAUUCAGGAAGGUAUUCAGAAUAUACUAGUGAUAGUGGAGAUGGUUUUCUUCUCUAUCUUUAUGAGUCAUGCAUACAGUGCAGCGCCAUAUCGCCAAGAAGCUGUUACAAGUUCAGGAGGAGAUAAAAAGAAAGAGUGAUAACGCAACAUUCAUUCUUGUGAAAGAUUAUCUUCAGACAUCGUCAAUUCUUCCUAGUGCUUGUAUGUUAUCGUAGACUUGCCUGUUGAUGUAUGCUAGAUUCUUCUAUUAAAUAAUGUAUCCUUAAUGGAGUAAGAAGAGCUAGAGUUUUAUCAUCAGGCAGUAUUGUUGUACUUUUAGCAUCUAUUUCAAGAUAUGUAGAGAUGGGAAAAAUCUUAUUAGAAAAAGACAGGUCUAUUAGAACAUUUUGUGAGAGAACUAGGACUGAACCCUUCCAUGCUGAGGCAAUGGCUACUUCAUUUGAAAUAAAAACAGAGAAGCAUAUGAGAGUUAA
Molecule: messenger RNA, 1346 nt
Organism: Lycium ferocissimum
Lineage: Eukaryota; Viridiplantae; Streptophyta; Magnoliopsida; Solanales; Solanaceae
Exons: 5
Coding region: 128-1012 (294 amino acids)
Biological process (GO): transport
Molecular function (GO): transporter activity
Source: RefSeq, a predicted model, not a curated record